This is a messenger RNA of Microtus ochrogaster (prairie vole), 3570 nucleotides long. RefSeq names its product leucine rich repeat and sterile alpha motif containing 1 (gene Lrsam1). Gene Ontology annotation, cellular component: cytoplasm. Gene Ontology annotation, molecular function: protein binding. The record is from RefSeq and is a predicted model, not a curated record. NCBI's taxonomy places the organism in Eukaryota, Metazoa, Chordata, Mammalia, Rodentia, Cricetidae.
CCGCUGGCUCCGCCCCGCGUCGGGGUGACGCUCUCGCCGCCCUGUUUAUUGUGGGCAAGCGUUUGCGGCAGAGGACUGGAGAGCCGUAUUCACGGAGUCCCGACACUGUCAUCCUGAGCUGCAUGACUUUAUGAGAUUCAGAGUUUCUGUCCUAACUUCCUAUGUUUGAAAAAGACCCUACUGCAGGUCGCCUCACUGGUGCCUGUGUCUGUAUCUAUGACCAAGCCUUCAGAGUGAUUAGCCUACCUUGAGGUCCACCCCAACAUCGGAACAUCGGCAAAGGACCUUUCCAUCCACAACGCCAGUGUCCAGAACUCACACAGGAAGAUGCCCCUCUUCUUUCGGAAGCGGAAACCCAGUGAGGAGGCUCGGAAGCGCCUGGAGUACCAGAUGUGUCUGGCAAAAGAAGCUGGGGCAGAUGACAUUCUUGACAUCUCUAAAUGUGAACUCUCUGAGAUUCCAUUUGGGGCUUUUGCAACGUGCAAAGUUCUGCAGAAAAAGGUGUUGAUCGUGCAUACGAACCAUCUCACGUCCCUGCUUCCCAAAUCCUGCAGCCUCUUGAGCCUUGCCACCAUCAAGGUUCUGGAUCUCCAUGACAACCAGCUGACAGCCCUUCCUGAUGACAUGGGGCAGCUGACAGCCCUACAGGUACUGAAUGUGGAAAGGAACCAACUGAUGCAUCUCCCACGCUCUGUAGGGAACCUGCUUCAGCUCCAGACCCUCAACGUGAAAGACAACAAGCUGAAGGAGCUUCCUGAGACCCUGGGGGAGCUGCGAAGCUUGCGUACCCUCGACAUCAGUGAAAACGAGGUUCGGAGACUGCCACUGAUGCUGGCUCACGUGCGGACCCUGGAGACACUGAGCCUUGAUGCCACGUCCAUGGUCUACCCCCCGCCAGAGGUGUGUGGUGCUGGCACUGCGGCCGUGCAGCAGUUCCUUUGCAAAGAGUCAGGAUUGGAAUACUACCCUCCUUCUCAGUACCUACUGCCAGUCCUGGAGCAGGAUGGAGCUGAGAACUCCCAGGACAGCCCCGAUGGAGCCAUAAACAGAUUCUCCAGGGAGGCGGCUGAUUGGCAGAACCGGUUCUCUGACUACGAGAAGCGAAAGGAGCAGAAGAUGCUGGAGAAACUGGAGUUUGAGCGGCGCCUGGACCUUGGACAGCGAGAGCAUGCCGAGCUGCUGCAGCAGAGCCACAAUCACAAGGACGAGAUCCUUCAGUCAGUCAAGCAGGAGCAGACUCGGCUCGAGCAGGGCCUAAGUGAGCGCCAGCGUUGCCUGGAUGCAGAACGGCAGCAGCUGCGGGAGCAGCUGAAGCAGAGCGAGCAGAGCAUCGCCGGCCGCAUCCAGAGACUCCUGCAGGACAAUCAGAGGCAGAAGAAGAAUUCUGAGAUCCUGAAAUCGCUAGAGAAUGAGAGAAUAAGAAUGGAACAGUUGAUGUCCAUAACCCAGGAGGAGACAGAGAACCUGAGGCAACGCGAGAUCGCCUCCGCCAUGCAGCAGAUGCUGACCGAGAGCUGUAAGAGCCGGCUCGUCCAGAUGGCCUAUGAGUCUCAGAGGCAGAGCCUGGUCCAGCAGGCCUGUUCCAGCAUGGCCGAAAUGGACCAGCGGUUCCAGCAGAUUCUGUCAUGGCAGCAGAUGGAUCAGAGCAAAGCUAUCAGCCAGAUCCUUCAGGAGAGUGUGAUGCAGAAGGCUGCAUUCGAGGCUCUCCAGGUGAAGAAAGACCUGGCACAUCGGCAAAUCAGGAACCAGAUUAGGCUAAUAGAAACCGAGUUACUGCAGCUGACACAGCUGGAGUUAAAGAGGAAGUCCCUGGACACAGAGAUGCUUCAGGAGAUGAUCUCAGAGCAGCGCUGGGCACUGAGCAACCUGCUCCAGCAGCUACUCAAAGAAAAGACACAGCGAGAAGAAGAACUCCAUGACAUCCUGGUAGAAUUAGAAGCCAAGAGCGAAACCAAGCAGGAAAAUUACUGGCUUAUUCAGUACCAGCGGCUUUUGAACCAGAAGCCUUUGUCCUUGAAGCUGCAGGAAGAAGGCAUGGAGCGCCAGCUGGUGGCGCUGCUGGCGGAGCUGUCAGCAGAGCACUACCUGCCCCUCUUCGCCCACCAUCGCAUCUCAUUGGACAUGCUGAGCCAGAUGAGCCCCGGGGACCUGGCUAAGGUGGGUGUCUCAGAAGCAGGCCUGCAGCAUGAGAUCCUGAGGAGAGCCCGGAACCUGCUAGAUUCGGCCAGGGUCCAGCCAGAGUUGAAACCAUCCAAAGAUGAGGUCCUCGGUGUCCUGGAGCCCCCUGCAGCCCCUCAGGAGGCUCCCGAGUCAGUGAGACCAUCUGCUCCCCCAGCAGAGCUGGACACACCAACCUCAGAGUGCGUUGUGUGCCUGGAACGGGAGGCCCAGAUGGUCUUCCUCCCCUGUGGCCAUGUCUGCUGCUGCCAGCAGUGCUGCCAGCCACUGCGCACCUGCCCGCUGUGCCGCCAGGAGAUCUCGCAGCGCCUCCGGAUCUACCACAGCAGUUGAAUGCACAGCCACCUACCAGCGCUGGCCCUUGCUUGGUACCAUCUCCAUCACUGCUGGGCUCCCACACACCCACAUCCACAUUCCCCAGACAAGGGCAAAGACAGCCAUGGUCUUCUGCCACCCCGUCACCCCCAGCACCUUGAUCUGUAGGCAGGCAGGUGGGGUGUUCCUGGUCUGUGACGUAGCUAUUCUGGACAGCGGACAGGAGAUGGGGCAGAUCUGCUGGUGAUGUAGCCUGUGGCCUAGGGACAGGGUCCAGGGUAUGGAGGUGGCCGUGCCACCAGCAGGACUCAGGAAUCGAGGUUACUAGGCAAGCCUUAGCGUCACACCCAGCUGUCUGUCCCUUCUGGAGGGGUCUGUAUCUGUGGAGUGCACCAGCCAUCCUGGCCUGAAGUGGGACAGUGUCCCUGGGAAGGUGGCUGUGCAGGACCACUCCAGCCCUCUGCUGCUGCUUUCUUGAAUACCUGUUCUCCCAUAUCUGCAUCCUCAGCCCACACGGGCAGGUUGACUCAGCAGGAACACUAAUAAAUCUGAGUUCCUCCCUGAGUGACCCGUGCGUCCUUGGGAACUUGAGAGGGAUGAGAAAUGGGCUGGGUUCUAGAAGGCAGCUCCUCUCCCAGUGGAGAGCCAGGCAACACCUUCUUCAACAAAGGGCGGGGGCACCGAGCCAGGGGCGGCCUCUUUAUAAGCAGCUCGUGCUCAUGGGAUGGGUUGUGUGGUUAUCCAGGGUAAGGGGGUUGCCAAGGCAACUGAGAUGGGCCAUCCAGCCCAGCAGCUGUGGUGACGUGACACCCUCCUGCCCUUCCUGUAUAAAGUGUAUGGCCUACAGCAUGUGCCCUACAGGUACCACUUGAUGGUACUAGCGCAGGCUGGAGCCCACCCUCAUGGCUGGCGCUGGAACUGAUCAGCCAUCAGGAGGCAGUCACCUGAAAGCUCCAUGGCCUCUCCCUUCUCUCUGUGCCUCAGUUUCCCCCUCUACAAUAGGGGGUUAUAAGAAUAGGUUAGGCCAGGCAGUGGUGGUGAAAACCUUUAAUCUCAGCGCUUGGGAGGCAGAGGCAU